ACUCUGAACAAAUUUUUACCAGCUGUAAAUGUGAAUAAUCUGAAAACUUAGCAGAAAAUGUUGACUAAUACUCAGUUAUUCAUAGAUUUUCAUGGUUGUGUUUGCUCUAGACAAGAGAGUAUGGCUCUUGAUCAUUCUAUAUUCCUGUGUUUUUGAAUGUUUCUAUACCAAUUUGCAUACAGAAUUCAGACACUAAUCCAUUGAUAUUGAUAUCUAUAACCAUGGCUUUCUACAAAGUAUAAUAUUUUCAAUUUAAGGAUAUGACUGUAGGUAACCUGCGUGUUAGCGAAAAGUUCAUUUGCAUUUUAGUGAUGAAAUCUUGAUGCAGUUUUUACAUGUACUUUGACAUUCAUGUUUUAGGCAAAUUCCCAGAUGAUCUGAGUUUCCUCUAAAAGAGAGGGCAACUAAGUGGAGCAAAAGUGACCAAAACCUGCUCUGAAAAUAUUCACAAAUUUCAUAAAAAGGUAAGGAUGAACUUUUUUAAGGGGCUUGAAUAUAUAAAUUGUCUGACAAAUGGGCAGGUUUUCAGUUGUUAUGUCUUUUCCAGCUGCAGUCUGUGAACAUGGAUCUUCGUCUGACACUCCUGUUGAUCUGUCUGUGCAGCCAAGGAGUCAUUGUAUGUCCCAGUUCUUUUAAACCACUUUUUAAGAGAAUUAUAGACCAGUUUGACCUUUUAGAUAUAUAAUGUUUGUGCUCUUUUUACCGUUUCCCUGGUGAACAGAAAGCUGAGGUUGCAGACAAUGAGUCAAUCCCUCUGGUGCCUCUCAUUCCUCUGAUGCCCAGUCAACCCAUAGAGGUGAGAGGCUAAAUUAAACACGAGUUUCAGAUAUUUUUUCAAUGUUUUGGUCGUCUAAAUUCACAGUCUGAGAAAUGUUCCCUUUUCUUAUUCUUGCCUUCAGCAACUAGAAAGUGAAACUACACCACAACCAAUCACUGUAAGCACUACAGAAGACCCUUUAUUUGCUAUUUCGCUCAAUGGGGGCUCAUCAGCGGAGGAAGACGAUAAGGGUUGUCUAUCCAUCAGCCGAAGAUCACAAUCCAGGGAGGCCGUUGCUGCUGCCAUUCAGAAAUUAGGAGUGCAGCUGCUGCAGAACCUGGAGACAACACCAGAGCAGCCAAAUAUCAUCAUAUCUCCCUUUAGCAUAGCAUUAGCACUCUCCCAACUCGCCCUAGGUAUGCAUCCUCUGCUGGAGCUUUUGCAUGACACACUACACUGCAACACUUCCUCCUACAAAUGUUUAAUCAUCUUUAAUGCAUUGUGCCAGCUUCUUCAGCAGCAGUAUUAAUAGCCACCCAGAGACUUAGAGGGACCUUGACCAUUAUUCUCCCUUCGUCUUUUACAGGUGCAGUAAAUGAGACACACGAGCUGCUGAUGCAUCACCUUCAUGAUAACAUCCUCCCCUGUUACCAUGAGUCUCUGCAUACUAUCUUAAUGUACCUCAGAAGUAACCUGCAAAUCGCCACCCGCAUCUUCUUACGCCAAGGUUACCAUCACAAAGAACUCUUGGAGAAAGUUUUAUUAUUACUUCAAGACAGCACAGCUUCUGCUUUCAGACAGCAUUUUUUUAAACUUUAAUUUUGAAUUAAGCAGUGUUUUUUCAAGGAAUUUGAGCCUGAGGGAGUGUGUUUAUCUUUUGUUUUAGGGUUCGAGCCAAAGCAAGAGUUUGUCAAUGAAUCCCGGCGGUUAUAUGACUCAGAGCCAGCAGUCUUGCAGAGUCUGGAGCAAGUAAACACUUGGGUAGAAGAGGCAACAAAUGGAAAAAUGACUGAUUUUCUGUCUGCUUUACCACCCAACCUGCUGGUCAUGCUCAUUAAUGCAGUCCAUUUCAAAGGUGAAAUGUAACAAUGCUCCUAUACUUGGCCUUUCUUUUUGAAGUCAUUCUGUUUGCUGAAUUCCCAUCACUUUUCUCCAUCAGGUGAGUGGAAAGCCCGGUUCGAUCCUCGGUUUACCUCCAGAGGUGUGUUCUACCUGGACAGCAAGAGUAUGGUUGAUGUUGAAGUGAUGGAAGAUGCCAAACAUCCCCUUAGUUUAUUUAUUGAUAAUGAACUGGAUGCUCAGGUAUUUAAACAUUUGAUCACUGAGACUUUAUUUUCUCAGGCAUAGAAUAUAAUCUCAGUAUAAAACUUAAAAUGCCUCUUUAUUACUUAGGUUGCAAGUUUCCCAUUCCAAAAGUCCAUGAGCCUCCUGGUGGUCAUGCCGAUGUCCGGUCAGAUGAACAUUUCUGCUCUUACAGCAAAGCUGAAUAUCACUGAUCUGUAUAAUCGUCUGCCAAAGCAAAGGGCCGUUCAGGUCAAAGUCCCCAAAUUCAAACUGGAGUAUGGCCAAGAGCUACAGGAUGUUUUUACCAAAUUGGGUAAGGCCUCAUGAUGUCCUGUUUUUAAAUACUAUGGUAGCUAUACUUUUUAAACUAUGAAUAUAGAUUUAACUUAUUUGUGCAAAAGAAAAAACUGACCCUGUCAACUCUGCUCUUGACUCAGGGCUCGGAGAGAUGUUUUCCAGCCCUAACUUGGCUGAUAUGGCAGACGGCCCCCUGCUGGUGUCCAGUGUGAUGCACAAGUCCAGUAUGGAGAUAAAUGAGGAGGGUGCGGAGGCAGCAGCUGCUACUACAGUUGUGAUCUCAAGGGCAUCCAACCCUGUUUUCCACCUCACCCAGCCUUUCUUCUUUGCACUCAUGGAUGAAAAGACUCAGGUGCCGAUCUUCAUGGGUGUCAUCAACAACCCAAAUCCUGGCGCCCCUGUCUUGGAGAGAGGAGACCCUGGAAACAAAGAUAAAGUGGGAUUCCCGAUUGAUAAGAAUCAUGUUGGCACAUUUGGAGGCCCACCAAAGUAGGGACAAUUAUCUGCUUUGUGGCACCAGAGAAACCCCAGACCAAGACCUCUUCUGCUGUAAAGAUGAGACGCAGUAUCACAGGGACUGAAUGUGAAAAAAACAGAGGUUUCAUGUGUUUUGAUUGCCCUGCAGAAUAGAUAACCCAAGGAGGCCAACAUUCCAUGUGAAAACAAGUAUUUCUUUAAAAUAGUACAGUUUUGCAGCAUUGGAUUACACGUUUGUCGAGCAAUGCUUAAAAUUGUAAAUGUGGAAAAGAAAUAAUUCAUACCCAUGUAAGUAAUCUUAAAGUUUGUUUGCUUUACUCUAAAGUCAGGGAAAUAAAUGGAUUUGAAUCAAAUUGUGUUGUGGUUAAGAGUUUGAUUGCCUCCAUGAAUGAAAAAAUGUCAUUGCAAUCUUAAUGCCAACUGGUGCAUUCAAGGUACUUGGUAAAGAGAGCACUCAGAUAAAAUGUGAAGGAACUGUAGUCAAAAACUUUGCAGAUGGCAUGUCUUUAUUAAAGUGCAAGCCUUUUGCUGUUAGAUUUAGUUGAAAUUCAAUAUUUCUUUGGAAAUAAUUGGAAUUUGAGGUUAUGUACAAUUACUUUUGUAAGUCACUGGUUAGGUCCAUGAGUAGUUAAGGUCAUUUACUCAUUGUUUGUAGGGAUGGGAAUCAAACCGGUUUCAAAUAGUUCAAUCCAUCAACAUCAUUUACAUUUUAUCUUAACAAUUCCCUUAACGAUUCCUUUCUUCUUGGUGCCUUGUAAAACGGUCUUGUGAGAGCCAGUCUACGCAAACGAGAACAGAGACUUUGAGGGAAGAAAAAUAUGACGAAUGGUACGAAAAGUACGCAGAAACAAUCUAUUGUGGCUUCAUUUUACUAAGAAAGACGACAACAGGUUUUGUAUGGAAGUUUUGAGUUUGUGUACUGUGGACUUACUGAGGUAAAAGCACAUGAAAGCACGUUAAAGAAUUGAAUCGAUAAGCACAAUCGAUAAAGGCAUUGAUAUAAAUAAAAUCUUAUCAAUUCCCA
This is a messenger RNA of Xyrichtys novacula (pearly razorfish), 3839 nucleotides long. The record is from the annotation of a GenBank genome assembly. Lineage: Eukaryota; Metazoa; Chordata; Actinopteri; Labriformes; Labridae.